Molecule: messenger RNA, 2716 nt
Organism: Anastrepha obliqua
Lineage: Eukaryota; Metazoa; Arthropoda; Insecta; Diptera; Tephritidae
Product: ribosome biogenesis protein BOP1 homolog
Exons: 5
Coding region: 89-2599 (836 amino acids)
Biological process (GO): maturation of LSU-rRNA from tricistronic rRNA transcript (SSU-rRNA, 5.8S rRNA, LSU-rRNA); ribosome biogenesis
Cellular component (GO): preribosome, large subunit precursor; PeBoW complex
Molecular function (GO): ribonucleoprotein complex binding; protein binding
Source: RefSeq, a predicted model, not a curated record
UAAUUGUCAUUUUUCCCUACACGUGCCACAAUUGCUAGCGGUUCGGAAUUAUUUUUGAUUGUGAUAUUCUUUAUGUAAAAAUUUAAAAAUGGCAAAAAAACAGAUUAAAAGGAAAGCUCCCGAUGUUAUUGAACAAAAGAAACUUAAAGAUGUUGAACCGGAAUCGGUAAUUGAAGAUGAUGAGGACUUACAAGAGAAUUUGUUACAGAAAAUUUCAAAUGAAAAUUUGGAUAGUACAGAUGAUGAAGGAGUGAAUGGGUCUUACAAAUCCGAUGAUAGCGAUGAAUUGGAAUUUGAAAGUGACGAAGAAGGUAAUUAUGCAUCUAAAUGGGAUGCUGAAGUUGCGUCUGAAAACAGCGACUUAGAAGAAGCAAACGAGGAGGAAGAUGAAAUAAACGAAUCAGAUAUAGAAGAUAUAUCUGAAGAAGAUGAUGAUGAGGAGUCGUUUGAAAGCGACGAGGAUUCUGAUAAGGAACAUUUGAAGGUAGGCAAGGCGAAGGUUUUGAGCAAGAAAAACAAACCAGAUAGAGGUACUGAGAAAAAGUCCUUAGAACCUAGCACAUCUAAGACUGCGAAAAAGUUACUUGAAGUGCAAAAUGGAAAAGCAAACCAAGCGCUCAGUAAUUUCCAUGCGGAAAUCAAAGGGCCGGUCGUUGCCUCUGGCGCCCAAGAAAAAAAGGCGGAAUACGAGGAUUCGGAUACCUCUGAUGAAGAGGAUAUACGUAACACAAUUGGUAAUAUUCCAAUGCAAUGGUACGAUGAAUACAAACAUAUUGGUUAUGAUUGGGAUGCCAAGAAAAUAAUCAAAGCACCUAAAGGAGAUCAAAUCGAUGACUUUUUGCGUAAAAUUGAAGAUCCGGACUUCUGGCGUAGUGUAAAGGACCCACAAACUGGACAAGAAGUUGUACUUACAGAUGCCGAUAUUGAACUUAUCAAACGCAUCAAUUCUUCACGCGUUCCUAAUCCAGAACAUAAUGAAUACGAACCAUGGAUAGAAUGGUUCACAUCCGAGGUGGAACGGAUGCCUAUCAAAAAUGUUCCCGAUCACAAACGUUCUUUUCUCCCAUCCUCGUCUGAACGCAAGAAGGUGUCGCGUAUGGUACACGCUCUUAAAAUGGGUUGGAUGAAAACUACAGAGGAGGUGGAGCGUGAGAAGAAAGCCGCUCGCGGACCGAAAUUCUAUAUGCUAUGGGAAACCGACACCGGUCGAGAACAAAUGCGCCGCAUCCAUGAUCCAGUGUCGGCUCCGAAGCGUGAUUUACCCGGUCAUGCUGAGUCGUAUAAUCCACCACCAGAAUAUCUGUUUGAUGAAAAAGAAGAGAAGGAAUGGCUGAAGUUGAAGGAUGAACCGCAUAAGCGCAAAUUACAUUUCAUGCCACAGAAGUAUAAGUCAUUACGUGAAGUGCCUGCUUAUCCACGUUACGUACGUGAACGUUUCAUGCGUUGCCUGGAUCUGUAUUUGUGCCCACGAGCGAGGCGCACAAAGUUAAAUAUCGAUGCGGAAUACUUAAUACCGAAACUGCCUUCACCGAAAGAUUUACAACCAUUCCCAACAGUGGAAAGUUUGGUGUAUCGCGGGCACACCGACCUGGUGCGUACAAUCAGCGUUGAACCGAAGGGCGAAUAUGUUGUUUCCGGUUCGGAUGACAAAACCGUCAAAAUAUGGGAAAUCGCUACUGGACGUUGUAUACGUACAAUCGAGACUGACGACGUUGUGCGUUGUGUUGCUUGGUGUCCGAAUGCCAAAUUGUCCAUUAUUGCUGUGGCUGCCGGUAAUCGAUUGCUUUUGAUUAAUCCUAAGGUCGGCGAUAAAAUGCUUGUAAAGAAGACAGACGAUUUGUUAGCUGAAGCGCCACAAAUAGAUACAAUGGAAAGUGAGCGCAUUAAAACGGCUGUGCAAUGGUCUGUUGCCGAAAAGGAGGAACAAGAAAAAGGUGUGCGCCUGGUUAUUACACAUUUCAAGCCCAUUCAGCAAGUGACAUGGCAUGGACGCGGUGAUUAUGUCGCUACCGUUAUGCCUGAAGGUGCUAAUCGUUCUGCGCUCAUUCACCAGCUAUCGAAGCGACGCUCACAGAUACCAUUCUCAAAGAGUAAAGGCCUUAUACAAUGUGUGCUUUUCCAUCCCAUCAAACCAUGCUUAUUUGUGGCGACUCAGCAUAAUGUGCGAAUCUAUGAUUUAGUUAAACAAGAACUAAUAAAGAAAUUGUUGACGAACUCAAAAUGGAUUUCGGGCAUGGCUAUACAUCCAAAAGGCGACAAUUUACUCGUUUCUACAUAUGAUAAGAAGAUGCUUUGGUUUGAUUUGGAUCUGUCGACGAAACCAUAUCAGACACUGCGUUUGCACAAGAAUGCGGUGCGCAAUGUUGCUUUUCAUUUGCGGUAUCCACUUUUUGCUUCAGCCAGUGACGAUCUAUCAGUGAUAGUUUCGCACGGUAUGGUUUACAAUGACUUGCUACAAAACCCCUUGAUAGUGCCAGUAAAGAAGCUGCAGACGCAUGAACCACGCGAAGAAUUCGGUGUACUCGAUGUAGUUUGGCAUCCAGUGCAGCCGUGGGUCUUCUCGUCAGGCGCAGAUGCUACAAUUAGACUUUAUACGUAGUUUAAUUUUUUAUUUUAUUUACCCUUGAAUUACUUGUCUAUUUUAUAAACACAACAACGCUGAAGUAGAAAAAGUAAAGUAAAAAUAUGUUAUGUUGUGAAGACAUAAAAUAUAAUA